AUGGAACCACUCUAUCAGGCUGGGUCCAUUCUCAUGAAGGUGAAUACGUUGCAGGGGAAGAAGAUGGUGGAGAGUGGUCUCCAGUCUGGAGACUUUUCCCUCCCCCCGUCAUGGUCCUCUUGCCUCCUGCCGCCAGCUGACUUGGAGAUCCUGCAGCAGAAGGUGGCGAUGGUGCAGAGGGAGCUGGAGGACUUUAAGAAGGAAGCGUUGACGGCCAUCCAUUACCUGGAAGAUGCCUUCUGUGAGAUGAACGGGGCCCUGGCCCAGCAGGAGGAGCAGGCGGCCCGAGUGAAGCAGCGGCUGAGGGAGGAAGAGGACCGAGGCAUCGUGCGGAAUAAGGUCCUCACCUUCCUGCUGCCCCGUGAGAAGCAGCUCCGGGAGCAGUGCAAGCGGCUGGAGUGCAUGCUGCUGGGCAGGAGCCACGAGGCGCUGAGCUUCGCCAGGAAGAUCCAGGCAAACUGA
Pteropus alecto (black flying fox) is the source of this 462-nucleotide messenger RNA. It is a transcript of the gene CCDC182, whose product is annotated as coiled-coil domain containing 182. The transcript has a single exon. Bases 1 to 462 code for a protein of 153 amino acids. Lineage: Eukaryota; Metazoa; Chordata; Mammalia; Chiroptera; Pteropodidae. The record is from RefSeq and is a predicted model, not a curated record.